AUGGCAGAUGCAAUUGAAACAGAAUGCAGUAAAUGUAGUAAAAAACAAUUGGAAGGAUCGCAGUUUAUAACUCAAUACAUAAUUGAAAACAAACCAGAAAUUUGGUCUGCGAUAGAGGAAAAAUAUAAUCCAAGUGGAAGCUACAAAAGAAAAUACCUCGAGAUAAAAUCCAGCGAAGUCAAAGCAGAACCUUUGUUUGAUAAUUAA
Brassicogethes aeneus is the source of this 207-nucleotide messenger RNA. Lineage: Eukaryota; Metazoa; Arthropoda; Insecta; Coleoptera; Nitidulidae. The record is from the annotation of a GenBank genome assembly.